Molecule: messenger RNA, 2286 nt
Organism: Austrofundulus limnaeus
Lineage: Eukaryota; Metazoa; Chordata; Actinopteri; Cyprinodontiformes; Rivulidae
Gene: rapgef5b
Product: Rap guanine nucleotide exchange factor (GEF) 5b
Exons: 18
Coding region: 151-2022 (623 amino acids)
Biological process (GO): Ras protein signal transduction
Cellular component (GO): plasma membrane
Molecular function (GO): guanyl-nucleotide exchange factor activity
Source: RefSeq, a predicted model, not a curated record
ACUUUCUGAUGCAAAGCUGAACAGAAACUUGGAUGUAUUUUGACAGCAGUGACAGAAAACUCUGUUACUUAUAGCACAAAAACUGUUUUCGCUGUUCGCUCAUUUAAGAGUUUUUUGCCUGUUGGGAAGGCAGUAAGUCGGUAGCUGACCAUGUCGUGGGACUGUGGACUCAAGUACAUGUUCUCUGUGUCCCCUGCUCUGCAGCAGGGUAACAAGUGCAUCCUGCGUGACAAGGAGGAACUGUCCAGGCUGGAAAUGGUCCAGAGGCUGGCAAAGGAUGGCUACCGGUUUCUGCAAAAUCACAGCAAGGUUUCGGAGAGGACGAGUGAGCCCCAGAGUGACGAAGCAGUGCGCCUGAGUCUGAGCGACCAGGGCCACGAUGUGCUCGUGCUACGGAGAGUGUCGUCAGCACAGCCAGCGCUCGCUGCAUUGGCGAGGGGAGGAGGGAGAGACGAGGCGAAGAACAGGAGGUACGUGGUGGUGUCCGGGACCCCCGAGAAAAUCCUGGAGCACUUGCUGAAUGACUUGACGCUGGAUGACGACCAAGGGUCAACACGGGAGAAAGAGUCAGAUACACUUCUGGAUGACUUCCUGUUAACCUACCCAAUGUUCAUGUCAACCAGUGAUUUAUGCCAAGCUCUUCUAGGGCAUUAUUGCACCAAGCGACACAGAGGGAAAGAAGAUCUAAAGGAGGCUCUGGAAAGAAAACAAAAAGUCCUGCACCUGGUGUCGAAGUGGGUGUCUCUCUGUAAAGACUUCCUGAGGGAAGACRAGCAUGUCACAUUUUUCAUGAAGGCUUUGUAUCGUCACACUUACGAUGAUAUUUAUGAGCACCCGGCCCUGGAGAAGGAAAGACGGGAACUGCAGAAACUCUACCGGCUGCACUGCAGGCAUCCAGUGGACGAUGAAUCUCCUCACAGAAACAGCAAACCUCUUUCCCACCAUUUGAGCUUUAAAGAGAAUGGACUGAGGUCUAGAAGCACUCAGAGGGAAACCAAGGAAGUUCUGUGUCGUGUGUACGUCAGCAUGGACUCCUACCUGAGUGUGAAGGUGGACAGUGAGGCUGUAGCUCAGGAGCUGUUGCAGACUGUGGCYGACAGGAUGGAUGUUCCUCAGGCAGAACUCCUGCUUGUGGCCGCCACUUAUCCCGGAGGUCGACUCCUCCUGCAGCCCGAGGACAGAGUAUUCUCCCGUUCUUUACAGUCUGUCGGGAGGCUUCAUGUCUGCAGGAAAGACUUUGGUGAAGUCCUGAACCUGUUCACUGACAACUCAGAGCUGCAGCAGAGGACGGUCCGUAUGCUGAGUUUAACCUCGUGGGAUGUGGCCGUGGCACUCACCAGCUUUGACUGGUCGGUUUUCAGCUCCAUGCAUGAGCAGGAACUGGUGUACUUCACCUUCAGCCGACACGUUCGCAGCGACCACACUACGGCCUUGGAGCUGCUGCUGCAGCGCUGCAACGAGGUGCAGCUGUGGGUGAUGACGGAGGUGCUGCUGUGCCCCACCCUCUGCAAAAGAGUCCAGCUCAUCAAGAAGUUCAUCAAGAUUGCCGCUCACUGUAAAGCACAGAGGAACCUCAACAGCUUCUUUGCCAUCAUWAUGGGCCUGAACGCUGCAGCCGUCAGUCGCCUCAGUCAGACGUGGGAGAAAGUUCCCGGAAAGUUUAAAAAGCUGUUCUCAGAGCUGGAGACAGUCACAGAUCCCUCGCUGAACCACAAGGCCUACAGGGACUCCUUCAAGAAGAUGAAGGCUCCAAAGAUUCCCUUUCUUCCUCUGCUUCUGAAAGAUAUUACAUUCAUUCAUGAAGGCAACAAAACGUUUCAUGAUAACCUGGUCAAUUUUGAGAAGCUGCACAUGAUAGCAGAGAUGGCGCGACUCAUCUGGCAGUGUCAGAAAGAUCACACUGGAGAUGGAAUAACCCAGAAAAGUAGCUCAGAGGUUCGAGCGUACAUCGAUUACCUUCAUGUCAUCGACAAUCAGCAGACUCUGUUUGAACUGUCACACAGGCUGGAGCCUCGGGCUUAGAGAGAGAAAAAAGACUUUUUUCUCCCGCUCUUUCCUCACUGCUGAAUUGCCAAGGAUCAACCUGUCACUGUCUCAUCUCGUAGCGCUCAGGACUCGCAGGCCUGUCCCUGCUGAACACGAGAUAGAGAAAUCAGAGAGGAGGCCACCAGAGACAUAAACAAGUUGGGGUAAAAAAAAAAUACAAUAUUAGGAGGACUGCAGAUGUUUGCAUAGAUCCACAACAGUCUGAUCCAUGUCAGCUGAGAGCAGGCUCAGACCAUCAAA